AUGUCUAGCGAAGACAAAGCGGAAUCCGCUGUUGAAAAUCUUGGGGUAUCAACCGAGAAGGUUGAGGAACAGGUUGCAACCCUGGUUGAGGUAGAGGAACCUAAGAAGUUGGAAGCAACUGCACCAGAACUCACUGAUAUCAAGCCGGAAGUGCUAGAAAAGAAAGUUGCAGAGAAAUUGGAGCACAAGAAAGAGGUCACAGAACAGUCAGUGGAAACCGAAGGCAAAGAAACGAAGCAUUAUGCGAGCACCGUGAAGGAAAAAGUCAGCGGAUUCUUUGGGAUCAAAUCUAAAGAAACGGAGUCCGAAAAGCCAGCAACGGAAGAAGGAGAACAGAAGAAAGAAGCCACAGAAGACACAGAAACCAAAGAACCAAAGAAUCCUAUGGCUUCCGUUAAGGACAAAGUCAGUGAAUUCUUGGGUAUAAAAGCACACGCAUCGGAAAGCACGAAGCCCGAAGCAGAUAAAGCUGAAAUCUUAAAAAAGGAAGAAGCCGAAGGUAAGGAAAAGGUGAAACCCGUCCAGGAACUGACGGAAGCAACUGCGGUUGAUGUACGGGAAACAGAAGAAGGGGCAGCGGACGAAGUCCAUACAUCAGAAGGUGAAAAAGGUGAAAAGAAAAAGGGAGGUGUUAUGAAAUGGCUGAAGAAGAAUGUGACAAUGCACUUGCCAAAGUCACAAGGAUGCAAGAAGGAAAAGUGUACUUCAGACACAGCGGAAGAUGUUGAGGUGGAACAUGAAUCAGUCCAGGAAAAAUUGGAAAAACCUCUAACCGAGACCGCUUCAAGUGGAGUCAAGACGGAGUCAGAGGCCAGCAGUCACCCGGAAGUGAAAUCCUCCCCACUCGAAUCAGGCAGGCCGCCAUUGAUGUGGCCCGUCUCGGGGUCCCCAUCCAGGAAGACGGCAGUGACCAGCGCAGCUGAGUUUGCUGGUGAUGGCUUUCAUACUUCGCUGCCAAGUCAUUGUUUGACCACCUCUGACUCUCUUCCACCCUCCACGUGUUUCUGCGAAAAGAGCCCUUCGAGGAAGUCGGUCGACUGGCAUACGCAGCACGUGACCAAGCCAGCGCAACCUAUGCAGUAUGAUCAGUUCAUCUGUCGAGGGAAAAAAACUCAUGUAGUUGAUGUAAAAAGUCAUCAUACUGUGCGCCUUGCCGGUUGUUUUGUGUCUUUCGCCGGUCUUCUUCAGUGGGCGACAGAAAUAACUAUUAGUAAGCGGUGCUUUCGGCUUUUGUUAGUAUCUUUUAACAUCCACCUUGGGUUCCUGAGAGAUAUAUUGAUUAGGCGACGUGAGAACACCUGUAAAAUUAGUCUUCAAAGUGUCUGUUGGGAUUUCUGA
Molecule: messenger RNA, 1338 nt
Organism: Opisthorchis viverrini
Lineage: Eukaryota; Metazoa; Platyhelminthes; Trematoda; Opisthorchiida; Opisthorchiidae
Exons: 10
Coding region: 1-1338 (445 amino acids)
Source: RefSeq, a predicted model, not a curated record